Molecule: messenger RNA, 1071 nt
Organism: Trichoderma harzianum CBS 226.95
Lineage: Eukaryota; Fungi; Ascomycota; Sordariomycetes; Hypocreales; Hypocreaceae
Exons: 9
Coding region: 1-1071 (356 amino acids)
Biological process (GO): protein phosphorylation; stress-activated MAPK cascade; cellular response to oxidative stress
Cellular component (GO): nucleus; cytoplasm
Molecular function (GO): MAP kinase activity; ATP binding
Source: RefSeq, a predicted model, not a curated record
AUGGCCGAGUUUGUGCGUGCGCAGAUCUUUGGUACCACGUUCGAGAUCACCUCAAGGUACUCGGACCUCCAGCCCGUGGGCAUGGGAGCGUUUGGUCUUGUCUGCUCUGCGCGAGACCAGCUCACCAACCAGAAUGUCGCCGUCAAGAAGAUCAUGAAGCCCUUUAGCACGCCUGUGCUCGCUAAGCGGACGUACCGCGAGCUGAAGCUGCUCAAGCAUCUCCGACACGAAAAUGUCAUCUCUCUCAGCGAUAUCUUCAUCUCUCCCCUCGAGGACAUCUAUUUCGUCACAGAGCUUCUUGGCACCGAUCUGCACCGGUUAUUAACCUCCCGACCGCUCGAGAAACAAUUCAUCCAGUACUUCCUCUAUCAGAUCAUGCGAGGCCUGAAAUAUGUCCACUCGGCCGGUGUCGUCCACCGUGAUCUCAAGCCCAGCAACAUCCUCGUCAACGAAAACUGCGAUUUGAAGAUUUGCGACUUUGGUCUGGCUCGAAUCCAGGACCCGCAGAUGACGGGCUAUGUGUCAACACGAUACUACCGCGCCCCGGAAAUCAUGCUCACAUGGCAAAAGUACGACGUUGAGGUCGAUAUCUGGAGCGCUGGGUGCAUCUUUGCCGAGAUGCUCGAGGGCAAGCCCCUGUUCCCGGGCAAGGACCACGUGAACCAGUUUUCCAUCAUCACCGAGCUGCUUGGUACUCCUCCGGACGAUGUCAUCAACACUAUUGCUAGCGAGAAUACGUUGCGUUUCGUCAAGUCACUACCUAAGCGAGAACGACAGCCACUUCGAAACAAGUUUAAGAAUGCAGACGAUUCAGCCAUUGACCUUUUGGAGCGAAUGCUUGUUUUCGACCCCAAGAAGCGAGUAACAGCCACCCAGGCUCUGGCCCACGAGUACCUCCAGCCGUAUCACGAUCCCACCGAUGAGCCUGUUGCCGAUGAGAAGUUUGACUGGAGUUUUAAUGAUGCCGACCUCCCCGUUGACACUUGGAAGAUUAUGAUGUACUCGGAGAUUCUUGACUACCACAACGUCGAGGGCGCGCCCAACAUGGAGGAGCAAUUCCCCACACAAUAG